Molecule: messenger RNA, 4094 nt
Organism: Dunckerocampus dactyliophorus (ringed pipefish)
Lineage: Eukaryota; Metazoa; Chordata; Actinopteri; Syngnathiformes; Syngnathidae
Gene: b3gat3
Product: beta-1,3-glucuronyltransferase 3 (glucuronosyltransferase I)
Exons: 9
Coding region: 198-1181 (327 amino acids)
Biological process (GO): carbohydrate metabolic process; chondroitin sulfate proteoglycan biosynthetic process
Cellular component (GO): Golgi membrane
Molecular function (GO): galactosylgalactosylxylosylprotein 3-beta-glucuronosyltransferase activity
Source: RefSeq, a predicted model, not a curated record
CUUAGACAGGAAGUGGUUGGUGAACUGCUGCAAGCCAAAACGAAUGGAUGGGUCAGCAUUCCAUCAUCACGUUGAUAAUGACUCCAAAUUUUAAAUAUCUUAUCAGCUGCAUUCACCAGCAGUAGGAUUUUAUAUAUACCUAAUGAAGUGUCUGGUGACCACGUAAGUGUCUUCUGCAAAAGCUUCAACAUACAACAAUGAAGAUGAGGCUGAAGCUGAAGACUGUGUUUGUGCUGUACUUCAUGGUCUCUCUCCUGGGCCUCAUCUACGCCCUCAUGCAGCUCGGUCAACGUUGCGACUGCACAGAGCAUGACAUUCCCAAGGAGCGUGUUAUAUCUCGACUGCGGGGGGAGUUGCAUCGCCUCCAGGAGCAAAUGAGGAAGUCCGGGGAGACCAGACAACCCCAAAAAGACCCCAAGUCCUCCCUGCCCACCAUCUUUGUCAUCACUCCCACAUACGCCAGGCUGGUGCAAAAGGCUGAGCUGACUCGCUUGUCCCAGACGUUCCUCCAUGUUCCGCAGCUCCACUGGAUCAUAGUGGAGGACUCCGAUCACAAGACAGCACUUGUGCGCGACCUCCUGGCAAAGAGUGGCUUGACCUACACGCACCUUCAUGUGGCCACCGCCAAGGAGCGCAAGCUGCAGGAGGGUGACCCCAACUGGCUGAAGCCUCGUGGUGUGGAGCAGAGGAAUGAGGCACUGCGCUGGCUCAGAGAGAAGACACACAGCCAGCAGGGGGUGGUCUAUUUCGCUGACGAUGACAACACUUACAGCCUGCAACUAUUUGAAGAGAUGAGGAACACGCAGCGUGUGUCUGUGUGGCCUGUGGGACUGGUCGGCGGGAUGAAGUACGAGAAGCCUGUGGUGGAAGGAGGAAAGGUGGUGCGCUUCCACACCGGCUGGCGCCCCAGUCGUCCCUUUCCAAUGGACAUGGCCGGUUUCGCCGUGUCCCUCAAGCUGGUUCUGGCCAAUCCAGACUCCUGGUUUGAUGGCAUGGCACCCAUGGGCUUCCUGGAGAGUAGUUUCCUGCAGGGCCUUGUCACCAUGGAUCAGCUGGAGCCUAAAGCAGAGGAUUGUUCCCUUGUGCUGGUGUGGCACACACGCACGGAGAAGCCCAAGAUGAAGCGGGAGGAGGCUCUGCAGGCUCAGGGUCUGGGCUCAGACCCCCACGUGGAGGUCUGAGGAGCACACUCAUGUGUACAUUGACGCUGGAUAUUUAUUUAAUAGUGUUUUUGUUUACUGGAAAGAAAAAAAGAAGUGCGGGGCUUAGGGUAACACCAUCACGUACCAGCUUGGAUUUAAAGUUGGCAUAACUGCUCCCGCUUUACUCUAAUGGACCUCAGUUUAAAACAAACAGCCUUUGUUUUUGCAUGACACACACGCCUGCCUAAAAUACAACUUUUUUUUACUACCUACUGUAGAUGACACAAUAUACAAGAUUCAAGCUCUCAAGAUAUUACAGGAAGGUUUAACUUCAUUCAUGUUGAGGCAAAUGUUUGAUGACGACAAUAAAAAAAGAUCUCUCUUUUGUAUGUGUAGUUUGUAGGGUUGGGCAUCGUUCGAAUUUCAAUUAUUCCGGUUCUGAUGCCAAAUACUUGGUUCGAUUUCGGUUCCUAACAAUUCUUGAUCCUGAUGCUUUUAAGAGGCAUUGUCCUAAAAGUUUGGAUGGUUUAAAUGAGGGCGCUAACCAGAGUUCUUUCUCGAUUAAAUGUAUGUAUGUAUGUACUUUAUUUAUUUAUUUAUCCCACAGCGGGGAAAUUUACUUGUUACAGCAGCAAGCAAGCAAGACAAGUAAAGAGAACAGUGUAAAGAAAGCAUAGUGUCUACAACAUGGUUCAGGUGGUGCAGGUGUUGUAGAGCCUGACAGCGGUCGGUAUGAAGGACCUGCGGAACCUCUCCUUCUUACACCGUGGGUGUAACAGUCUGCUGCUGAAGGAGCUGCCCGGGGAAACAACAGUGUCAUUUAGCGGGUGAGAGGUGUUGUUCAUGAUGGAUGUCAGCUUAGCCAACAUCCUUCUCUCCCCCACUUCCUCCACGGAGUCCAGAGGACCGUCCAGGACAGAGCUCGCUCUCCUGAUCAGUCUAUUGAUCCUGCUCCUGUCCCUGUCCGUGCUGCCCCCUCUCCAGCAGCCCACAGCAUAGAAGAUGGCUGAGGCACCACAGAGUCAUAAAAGGUCCGUAAACGAGUCCUGCACACACCAAAGGACCUCAGUCUCCUCAGCAGGCGGAGGCGACUCUGGCCCUUCUUGUAGAGGGCGUGGGUGUUGACGGACCAGUCCAGUUUGUUGUUAAGGUGAACACCCAGGAAUUUGUAGCUGUCUACCAACUCUAUAUCCGCUCCCUGGAUGUUCACCGGUGUAAAGUGAGAUGUUUUCCUCUGGAAGUUAAUGAUCAUCUCCUUUGUCUUGCUGGUGUUGAGCUGCAGCUGGUUAAGCUCACUCCAGCUGACAAAGUCCCUGAUAACCGUCCUGUAUUCCAGAUCAUUCCCCUCUGAAACACAACCAACAAUGGCUGUGUCGUCGGAGAACUUCUGGAUGUGACACUGUGUGGAGUUGUGUGUGAAGUCCGAGGUGUAGAGGGUGAAGAGGAAAGGGGAGAGCACCGUACCCUGAACUUCUCCAUGAAUUGUGUAACGGUAUGAAGUUUUUAUCACCUUUACUAUGAGUUUCUUACAGGGCUAUUUUCAAGCAGUAUCUAAAUAUCAAACCAUUCAACUUGAAUAGAAAUGUUAUGAAGUUGUUGGUUUUUUUUACAGGAGUACACUUUCACAAAAGAUGUUUACUUUUGAAAAGUACUAUGGAUUGUUUGCCGCCUCAAUGUUGGUGUAUGCUUUUUUGGUUUAUGACACCCUUAUUUUGUUGAAACAGGUAAACAGGAUGUAGCAGGUUCUUAUUUUGAAUGCCGGAAGUGUGUUGUGUGAGUUGAGGACCCUUGACUGUCGUUAACAGAGACAGACUGUGCAUGUUAACAAACUUGCCUCACCCGAGCUCCCAUCCUUUAUUAUUAUCCACCGAACUUCCACAUCACCAGCAACCUGAAACUCUCAGUUACAUUGGCAUGAGACAGACGCCAUGUAUUAUUUGACUUCACGGAUUGUGAUUGCAGGGCCACACAGUGGCCGAGUGGUGAGCAUGUUGGCCACCCAGUCAGGAGAUUGGGAAGAUCUGGGUUCAAGUCUCUGUUGGGCAUCUCUGUGUGGAGUUUGCAUGUUCUCCCCGUGCGUGGGUUUUCUCCGGGUACUCCGGUUUCCUCCCAUAUUCCAAAAAAUGCAUGUUAGGUUAAAUGGCGACUCUAAAUUGUCCAUAGGUAUGAAUGUUAGUGUGAAUGAUUGUCUAUAUGUGUACCCCGCGUCUCGCUCGAUGUCAGCUGGGAUAGGCUCCAGCAUACCCGUGACCCUAGUGAGGAUAAGCGGCAUUGAAAAUGGAUGGGUGGAUUCUGUAAUUUCUACACCAGGUGUGAACAUUAUUCAUGUUGGUCGAGCACUCUCCUGCUUGAUAUCAUUGUGAUGCAAAUGUUGCACUGAGACACGGCUAUUUCUUCAGGUCGGCAAAGUGGCCAUCGAAACUACAAAUCGAAAUAUAAACAUUUAAACGAUUCCGGUUCCCAUUGAUGCUCGAGACCCGAUGCCCAACCCUGGUAGUAUGUUAUGUAAUAUUUGUUCCUCACAUUGUACACUAUGUGUAACAAUAAAGAAUGCCAAACAUUUUUAUGUUUUCAUGUUUGUUUAUUCAUAGUUUGUAGGUGGCAAGUCCUACAUCCACAGGUAAGUCAAUUUAAAUCUUUUUAAUGGCUCAGUUGAACUGAAGUGUGUAUGUAAAAGAGAAAUUUGUAUUUUUAAGCAUCAGUCCACACAAAUCUACUGCUGAGUCCUGUUUUCUGUUGUUUGUUGUCUGCCUGACCUAACCAUGACUAAUGUCCUGGUGAUAAUUAUCUCUUUCUGCCCUCAGGAUCAUAAUCAAUGUUAUCCAACUCAGGCCUGUUUGGUCGCCAUGGAAACCAACUCCGAACAUCCAGAUGACUCACCUUUUGCACGUCAGCCUGCAGAUUGCAUCCAUUCAAUGCGUGUGUCCAUAAAAGCAUGUGACCCACCCUGAC